This is a messenger RNA of Cavia porcellus (domestic guinea pig), 8750 nucleotides long. RefSeq names its product LMBR1 domain containing 2 (gene Lmbrd2). NCBI's taxonomy places the organism in Eukaryota, Metazoa, Chordata, Mammalia, Rodentia, Caviidae. The coding region runs from base 611 to 2695 and encodes 694 amino acids. The transcript is spliced from 18 exons. Gene Ontology annotation, cellular component: membrane. Gene Ontology annotation, biological process: adrenergic receptor signaling pathway. The record is from RefSeq and is a predicted model, not a curated record.
GGUAGGCGGGGAGACGGAAGUGGGCGGGGCUCCAAUUGACUGGAAAAUGUCAGCCGCUUGCCUGAGCGAGAUUUUCUUUCCUGGGAGCCAGGAGGCCUUCUAGUGACCCCCACCGUCGUCUCCGCUGAGUGUGGGUCUCAAGUCCUGGACGGCUGUGGCGGACACGCAGUUUACUCGUCCCUUCCAGACGCUGUCUGGCGAGAUCCGACGGUGAGCCCAAAGGGGUGGCGUCUGAGGCACGUUCGGGUCAGAGUCCCGGCCGAGUGCAGAUUGAGAUAGCGGGGGUCCGGGAGCGUGAGUGACCGCCGCCGCGAGGCCCACCUUCCUAGCCUCAGCCUUCCACAGGAGAGAAGCUACUAGCCCGGAGGAUCACACCUAGUGAUCCCUUUGCCGUAAAGCUGCUUCUGUUGGGGAGAGGCCGCCCUUAGGACGGCGUCGGUGGACAGGAUCCUUCCCACAUCUGUAAAAUUGGCACGGCGACGAGGUACAUCUCACAGGCUUGAAGUGAGGAUCAAGUGAGAUAAUGAGUGUGAAAGCCUGUUGUAAGUGAACAGAUAUGGUUCAGAACUGUACAUGAAUAACUUCAGUUACUCAGAGUGAAUAUUCAAUAAUGAGUGGUGCAGCUUUGGGACUCGAGAUUAUUUUUGUCUUUUUUCUGGCUUUAUUUCUACUUCAUCGAUACGGAGACUUCAAGAAACAGCAUAGACUUGUAAUUGUUGGAACACUGCUUGCUUGGUACCUCUGCUUUCUUAUUGUUUUCAUACUGCCUCUGGAUGUUAGUACGACAAUAUACAACCGGUGCAGGAAUGCUGCUGCAAAUUCAAGCCCUCCAGAGAGUAACAACAGUACAGGAUCAUAUGCAACUAUUGCUCCCGUUCCCAGGCAACAUCCAUGUUUUAAGCCAUGGAGUUACAUUCCUGAUGGAAUCAUGCCAGUUUUUUGGAGGGUAGUAUAUUGGACGUCACAAUUUUUAACAUGGAUUCUGUUACCUUUUAUGCAGUCAUAUGCAAGAUCUGGAGGAUUUUCCAUCACUGGAAAGAUAAAAACUGCACUGAUUGAGAAUGCAAUCUACUAUGGGACAUAUUUGCUAAUUUUUGGAGCAUUUUUAAUUUAUGUAGCUGUAAACCCACGUUUGCAUUUAGAAUGGAACCAACUUCAGACAAUUGGUAUAGCUGCUGCCAAUACGUGGGGUUUGUUUCUUCUCGUGUUGUUGUUGGGGUAUGGCUUGGUGGAAAUACCUCGGUCAUACUGGAAUGGAGCAAAAAGAGGUUACCUACUUAUGAAGACUUACUUUAAGGCAGCCAAACUGAUGACAGAGAAAGCAGAUGCAGAAGAGAAUUUAGAAGAUGUUAUGGAGGAAGUUCGUAAAGUGAAUGAAUGCAUCAAGUAUAACCACCCAUUGAGAAAGUGUGUUGACACAAUACUUAAAAAGUGCCCUACAGAGUAUCAGGAAAAAAUGGGUAGGAAUAUGGAUGAUUAUGAAGAUUUUGAUGAAAAGCGUAAUACCUACCCAAGUGAAAAAAGUCUAGUAAAAUUGCAUAAACAGGUGAUUUAUUCAGUUCAGAGGCACCGUCGAACUCAAGUGCAAUGGCAGAUUCUUUUGGAACAAGCAUUUUAUCUGGAAGAUGUAGCAAAAAAUGAAACUAGUGCCACCCAUCAGUUCGUUCAUACCUUCCAGUCUCCAGAGCCAGAAAAUCGAUUUAUCCAAUAUUUUUAUAAUCCUACAGUUGAAUGGUACUGGGAAUGUCUUUUGCGACCGUGGUUUUACAGGAUUCUUGCUGUGGUUUUAUCCAUCUUUUCAGUGAUUGUUGUGUGGUCAGAGUGCACAUUCUUCAGCACAACUCCGGUCUUAUCCCUCUUUGCAGUCUUCAUACAGCUGGCAGAAAAAACAUACAAUUAUAUUUAUAUCGAGAUUGCUUGCUUCCUUUCCAUCUUCUUCCUCAGUAUUUGUGUUUAUUCUACUGUAUUCAGGAUUCGUGUAUUUAAUUAUUAUUAUUUGGCUUCCCAUCACCAGACUGAUGCAUACAGUCUACUUUUCAGUGGCAUGUUAUUUUGCCGUUUGACUCCUCCUUUAUGUCUUAAUUUCUUGGGUUUGACCCAUAUGGAUUCCUCCAUCUCUCACCGGAAUACUCAGCCAACUGCUUAUACAUCUAUUAUGGGUUCCAUGAAAGUUUUAUCAUUUAUUGCAGAUGGAUUCUACAUUUAUUAUCCUAUGUUGGUGGUAAUUCUCUGCAUUGCUACUUAUUUUAGUUUGGGAACUCGUUGUCUGAAUCUGCUUGGUUUCCAGCAGUUUAUGGGAGAUAAUGAUAUGACAUCAGACUUAGUUGAUGAAGGAAAAGAAUUAAUCAAACGAGAGAAGAGAAAAAGGCAAAGGCAAGAAGAAGGUGAAAAUCGAAGAAGAGAAUGGAAAGAACGUUAUGGACACAAUAGAGAAGAUUCCACUAGGAAUAGAAAUGUUCAUUCUGAUCCAAAAGAGUCAAAUUUCUCAGAUGGUAAUACCAAUUGGUCAUCCAAAUAUACGAGGGCUAAUAAUAGAACUGAAAGAGAUCGAAUAGAACUUCUCCAAGAUGCAGAACCUUUGGAUUUUAAUGCAGAAACAUUCAAUGAUGAUCCUCUUGAAUCUGAAUCAGGAAGAUAUCAGCCUGGUGGACGAUAUCUCUCAAUGUCUUCCAGUAUAAUAUUUGAAGAUAUCUAAAGUCUGAAAAAAUUUGUGGAACAACUAAGCGGGUCAACACAUCACAUUGGUUCAGUUUUUGUGAACAUCUGUACGCCCUAGAAUUUCCUGCCUACUGUCAAGGAAGUGUCAGUAUAACAACAACAACAACAACAACAAAAAGAAUUAAUCACAGUUUAGUUUAUUAAAGGGUAUUAUCUUUUCUAAAAGAUUUAUUACAUACCAUUCCCUAAGUGUCUGCCUUAGAAGUAGGGUUACAGUGGAAAGAUUUAAUUCAUGAUAAAGAUCAGUAUAUGUAGAGAACAUAUACUUCAGUUUCAUGCAAAUUCUUUUCAGGAAAGUUACUUAAAGAUUCAAGGAAGCCAUAAAGGUACUAAAUGUCAUACAUUUUAUUGUUGUGAUUUACAUUAUUGUUGUUUCUAAAAAAUGUAUUCAACCUGUAUUUCCCAAAGAAACAUAAGUGAAUGGAGACCUCAAGUAAUAACCAUAUUUACAAAACUCAUGUCUUAAAACUUACUUACUAGACAUAACUGAAUGUAAAAAGUUCUUUUUCAAAUCUGUAUGCAAAUUUGUGAGGUAUUUUGCAUGAAUAAUUAAGAUUAUAUUUCGAUUAAUAGUGUUAGUAUCUUUAGCAUGUAUACACUAACCAAACAAUAUAUUAUUUUUCAGUCAUUGAAGUAACUGGAUUUUAAAAACGCUUUGGUAUUACAUUAGAAAAGAUUUCCAUUUCAGAGGGAAAUAAUUCACUUUGGGUGUUUAGUAUAUUGAUUUAAGUACUGAUUCAGUUUAAGGGGCAAUCUUAAGUAUUAAUGAUAAUUUUUAAUAACCAAAGAAUUCUUCAGAAUUAUCUAUUUAAAGUUUCUUGUUUACACUUUUUAAAAAGAAAACAUGUGGCUAUUCAAAGAUAAAACAUGAAUUUAUUAAAUUAUGCUUUAUAGAAAACUACUAGAACAGAAUUGUAUAAUAAUAACUUUUUGGUUAAAUGUGCUUAUUAUUUCAUCUUGAUGGUUUUAAUCUUUUUGGUUUAAGCCACAGUUGAGUAUUAUAUUUUAAAGCACCAGCAUUUUAUUGCAAAGUGGAAGUAGCACAGUGUAACAUGCUCACAGAGAGUAUUUAUAGUUCUGAAAAUACUUGUAAUUCUCAUAGAAUCCAUGCCACAUGGGGUAACCAUACUUGAGCUUGCCUCUCAGUUUUUUAAUUUUUGGUUUUUUUCUUGAUGGUAUUGGGGAUUGAACUCAGAGACUUCAAACUGAGCUACAUUCCAGGCUGUAUUUUAUUUUGUGACAGUCUCACAAAUUCAUAAAGUGGGUUUGAACUUGCAAUCUUCCUGCUUCAUUCUCCCAGAAUGCUGGGAUUACAGGUAUAAGGCAAUAAGCCAAUAUACCUGGCUGCUGAUUCUCAGAGUAGCGUCCUUAUAAUUAUUACUAGUGCUCAUUUUCCAUUUCAACUGUCUAUAUUAGAAGAUUCUAGUAUUAUCCUAAUAAUAUAAUUAUAUGUUUCUUGAAGAUAAUUUUCCUGAGUCAUAAAUUAAAAAUUUUUACUUUCCUCUUUAAUGAAUGUUAUCAUGAAAAAUUUUAAAAGCAUGCUCCUAUCCAAGUAUUAAUUUUUUUUCUUCUUUACUUUUUUUAUGGUGCUGAAGAUAGAACCCAAGGCCUUGUGUAUGCUAACAAGUAUUCCCCACUGAGCUAAACCUACAGUCCCUAUCUGUUUUUGAUCUUUCAGUUUUAAUGAUCUUUGAAGUUAUAUCCCCCUUUAAAAUAAUUAUUAAUGGAUAGAUGUAUUCUCAGUUGGAGAUCAUAUAGCCUGCUCAUUUGAGGAUACACAUUUGAACUUUUUAUUCUGAAGUGUUGUUAGCAAUAGACUAGAAGAAGUGAUAAUUUAAUAUUGUUUAUAAUUUCACAAUUGAUUCAGUGACUCCUUUGGGCAGACCAUGUAACAUUUCAGUGUCUCAGUUUCUUCAUUUGCAGAAUGAAGAAGAUACUUGCAAUUUUCCUACUGAAAUACUCACAAAACUGUUGUGAGGGAGUUGAGCUGUGGUUUAUGUAUAAGAAUUUAGAUGCUAUGUCCUCCUAGUGGUACCUGAAGAUGUCAAAUGAGAGAAAUGAUCUUCCCAGAAAGGGAUCGAAGUUCUUGUUGUGACAGAGAAGCUUACAAGUCCUCAAAGCAAAAACUUUCUAAAAUUAAUUCAUCAAAUGUCCUGUAGAAAAUCUGUUUUAUUAUUCGGCCUAGUAUUUAGAUUUAAAGAAUCGUGUUUCUCAUAAGGUUUUGUCAUGAAACUCAGAUGCUGUUGUAAAGAAAUAGAAAAAGAAGAAAUUGUCCAGUUACUUUAAUAAAUAACUUUUAUAGUGAUAGUUAAAAAUAUAAAGAAAUGUUACUCUUUCUUUAUUAUUAAAUUUUUAUGAUUAUAAUAAUUGAAGCACAUGUAUUUAUACUUUGCAAGUGUUAUAGAGUCCCUUUGACUUUUGAGUUAUUUCAAAAUAAUUUUUGAUUAGUUCUGUGAUCCCAAGUCUUCAAAUUUUAAAGCAGAGUUUGUCUUAAAGCAUUUUAUAUGCAGCCACUUAGGAAAGUUACUUUGCUGAGUAAAUUUCAGUUUGGAAAGCAUUGAUUUAACCUUUGAAGACUUAAGAGGGUUUUUAUUCUGGCGAAUAAGUUAAUAUUUGUUAAACUACCUUAUGUAAACAACAUAUAUACAAAAAAUUUUCUGUUUUGAGAAGCUUAUUAACAUGUGAGACUGAUUGUAAAAUAUUACUACUAAAUUCAUAUACUUUACAUGCAAAGUGCAUUUCUUAAAGACUAUUUCUGAUAAUUACUUUUUGAUCUCUUUCUUACAUGGUGAGGAGUACCUGAUUAGAGUUUUCUAAAUUAUUUUUCUAAGUAAUUAUUAGGCAAGGAUAUUCAGUAAGCUAGUGAUUCAAAUAACCAUUGCAGAAAGUAAUACUAACCUGUAAAUUUCAUGAAUCACUUGUAAAUUGCUGGUUGUUUUAUGACAUAAACAACUUAUUAUCAAUAGAGCAGUUUUUGUCAAAAAAUUUAUUUUAUUUUUUGGUGCAGUGCCAAGGAUUGAACCCAGGGUCCUUGCCUUCAAGUAUAUCCCAUCCCUUUUUAAAAAUUUUCUCAUUUUAUACAGGAUCUUACCAAGUUGCUAAGUUGUCUGGGCUGAGUUUGAAUUCACAAUCCUGUCUCAAAGGCCACUAUGCCCAACUUAAAAACAUUCUUAAAAAAUAAAGUCUAUGUCUAAUUAUUAAAACUUGACUGUAUUCCAAAUGAAUACAGGGGCUUUACGAUAAUUUAAUGGUACAAAAGGCCUUCUCUUCAUAAAAGUGGCAGAAAACUAAAUCAGAGCAUUAGUUUUCCACAUUAUAAAGACUAUAUCAAAGAAUUCAACAAUGUAGACAUUUAAAAAAUAAUCCUGUUAGUUGAUUUGGGUUUUUUUUGCCUAUUUGUUUAAAUUAUUGCUCUAGAAAUUUAAGCAAAAUAUAUACCUAAAUUAAAUGUAAGUAGGAAAGUCAAUAUGUAUGCUUUUUUAAAGUAUGUUUUAGCAUGUUAAUGAAGGAGUUUCAUUUGUGUUCAAUAACAAACUUCAUUUUCAUUAUGUUUAAUAGUUUUAGGGAAUGUUCUUGAUGUUGUAUUGAUUACUGUAGUAAAGGAUAAAUACAUUCUGUAUUUACAGUUCACACUGUUCAGUAAGAUAAGGUUUAUACUUAUGAUGUGAGUGGACUAGGCCUGAAAAUCAGAAGGAGGAAGGUAUAUUUGCACUAAAAAAUGUGUUCCUGAGAAACUUAGCAUACUCCAGGUGUAAUAGAUUGCACUAAAUGUUAAGAAGUAAAUGGAUUUAGGCUUUUGUCUUUUCUGCCACUUCUGUCACUUUUUCGUUCCUUCCUUUUUGAGACCUGUCUUAUGUGGCUUUCAAAAUGCCAAUAGAUUUUUCUUCUGUUUUAUGUACACAGUUGUUUUCAAUGGGUAGUACACUUAAACAGAGCUACAUCUGACUACAAAUCUCACUGCUUGUAAUAGCAGUAACGUACUUAAUGUAAAGUGGUGAAACAGAUUUUGCUAGACACUAAGCCACAUUUGAAGGGAAAUGUUAAGUAUGCUACAAGGUCAGUGUGUUGUCACUUAGGUCACUAAGGAGGGCACUUUAGUGAAAUAAUUAUUUCAGUGUAAUGUUUUUCCCAUAAAAAUGUAUUCCCAAAAAAGGGACAAAAGAAAAUCAAAACUCAUUAAGAACUAUGAAACCUUUUUUUCAAUAAAAAGAAAUUUAUAAAUAAUAAUAUUAAAAAUUUCUUUGAGAAAGUUGAAACAAUAUGAGGAAUACAGGAGAUUUUCUUAAAUACAAAUGCCUCUCUGUGUAGGGUACUUCCAACUCAGUGACUUUUUCCUGUCCAGCAACACAUCAUGUGGUAUUAUCUUCUUUCCAAAUUCCUAGAGACCAAGCCCUCUUGAAUCAUCAGCCACAGUAUGUGUCCCCUUCCCACUGGACAGGAAACAUGCUCUUCUCCCCAAUUCUUCUGUUCCAAGCCUGAUUUAUUUAAAAUUUUAUUUCCAUUUUCAAAUAUUUGGUCAUUAAUGUCAGCUGAAGCUUUGCUAUAACUUUUCAGUCAAUCAGUUUUUUCUUCCCUCCAUACUCCCCUUCCUUCCUUUCUCCUCCUUUCUUCAACUCUGUGCUUAUCCCUUCCUCUCCCCUCUCCUGUUUUGACAGGAUCUCUUAUUUUGCCCAGACUAGUAUGAACUUUCAGGCUCAAGUGAUCCUCCUGUCUCAGCCUCUUGCAUAGCUGGGACUACAGAUGUGCAUCUGACUAUUAUAUUUCUUAAUAAAGCAAGAUUAUUGGUGUAUUUCUCUUAUAGGUCUCCUAAGGUCAUAGGUCAUAGGUCUCCUAAGAUAUAUUUGUUUUAAAUUAACAUUCUUUUCCCUGGAAAACCUUUUCUUUUGUGAUUAUCUUAAUCUCAAAUUAUUUUGUAAAAGGAGAAUUUUACUGUAUUUGGUUCAGAAGAGUAGAAAGACAUCUUACUAUGGCAGACAUAUAUAAAGUCAUACUUUUAAAACAGUAUAACACCAUUUAGAGUUGAUAUUAUUAACAAAUCUUGUCAACUUAACUCAGAGCUGUAUUUAUCGAAAGAAUGCUGGCUAAUAUCUUCCCUAUUUAGUAUACCAAGUUGUAGGGGAGAGAAUCUGUAUUUUUUUUUUAAGCAAUCCAAUGGAUUUGUUUUUGUCCUUAUUUUUAAACCAACUUGAAAUAUUUUUCUCAUUUUAGAGGGUAUAAAUUAUGUAGACCUGCCUUUUCAAUUAUCAUACUCUAAUAUAUAUUUAUAAAUUAUAGCAAUGAAAAAUACAAAAUUGCUCUAAUAUUGAUCUUAUUAUUUCUUGCUAUUUAAUUUUUAUAACAUUUUGUGUAAGUAGCUAAUUAUAGUACUGCUUUUACUGUUUAAAUUUUUUUCUCAAAUAGGUUUUGAUCAUAUCUUAGGAAAAAUAUUCUAAAGUUGAAUAACAUGAAUUUGAAACACUGCUACAUCAUAUAUCUAUAUCUGUAUAAAGAUAUAUGAUACUCAGUACCCAAGCAAAUUAUACCAAAAGCCUAACUUAUAUGUUGCAUUAAUAAAGUGCUUAUUAUUUUUCUCUUCCUCUAAUUCAGGUGAUUCGUGAAAUAGAAGAUAAAGUUUUUUCAAAUGUGCAUCUGUUGAGUUUUUCAAAAUGUUAACUAUGUUCAUUUUUAGUGCAUGAUGCUAAAUUUAUCUUUAAUCAACCAUUAUUACCUGAUCUGAUAAAUGUUUUCCUAUCUGACCAGUGUGUUGUAGGUUUAACUAUUUUUCUCUGUAAAUUCUCCCUACAUUUUCAAAUAGGUAUUUGUAAAUAGCUUCUAAAGUGCUACCUAUAAGUAAAUUAGCAUUUUUUACCUUAUCUAUGCAUAACGGUUUCUGCAUUUGAAUUUGACAAACUUGGUGACUUGCAAUUCCUUUGUAGUACUGUAACUUAUUGUGAUGUAAUGAAAUUUUUGAAAUGUUUAUAUGAUUAGUUGUUAAAAUAUAGAAAUUUAUGUAGCUCUGCAUGAAAUAAACAUGUUAUGAAGAAUUUUCUUAA